AUGAACAUAGAACAACCAGAACAGGCGCCAGCACGGCAGAUAUCGUUCAAUGUAUCGAGCCAUUACCAAAUUUUGGAGAUAGUUGGCGAGGGAGCAUAUGGAAUCGUUUGUUCAGCCAUUCACAAGCCUCUGAACCAGAAAGUAGCCAUCAAGAAAAUCGAGCCGUUUGAGAGAUCAAUGCUUUGCCUUAGAACACUAAGAGAACUCAAGCUCCUUAAGCAUUUCAACCACGAGAACAUCAUCAGCAUUCUUGCUAUCCAGAGACCUGUGAGCUACGAGUUUUUCAACGAAAUCUAUCUUAUACAAGAGCUCAUGGAAACAGACUUACAUAGAGUGAUCCGCACCCAGAAACUCACCGAUGACCAUAUCCAGUAUUUCAUCUACCAGACACUUCGUGCCCUUAAGGCUAUGCAUCUGGCCAAUGUGUUACAUAGAGACCUCAAACCGUCAAACUUGUUGCUCAACUCCAAUUGCGACUUGAAAGUAUGUGACUUUGGCCUUGCCCGUUCCAUCGCUAGUAGUGAAGACAAUUUCGGGUAUAUGACUGAAUAUGUCGCGACCAGAUGGUAUCGAGCACCAGAAAUCAUGCUCACUUUCCAGGAGUACACCACGGCUAUCGAUGUCUGGUCUGUAGGCUGUAUUCUCGCCGAAAUGCUCAGCGGUAGGCCUCUUUUCCCGGGCAGGGACUACCACAAUCAGCUUUGGCUCAUAAUGGAGGUCCUUGGGACACCUAACAUGGAAGACUACUACAACAUCAAGAGCAAGCGAGCACGAGAGUAUAUCCGAUCAUUACCGUUCUGCAAAAAGAUCCCGUUCCAGGACCUCUUUGGAAACAUCAACCCCAACGUCCAAAUCAACCCGUUGGCCAUAGACUUGUUGGAGAACUUGCUUAUUUUCAAUCCUGCCAAACGUAUCACAGUAGACGACGCAUUAAAACAUCCUUACUUGAAGCUCUAUCAUGAUCCAAAUGAUGAGCCUGUUAGCGAGAAAAUCCCCGAGGACUUCUUUGACUUUGACAAGAGAAAGGACGAGCUUAGCAUUGAUGAUUUGAAGAAAAUGUUGUACGAAGAAAUCAUGAAACCUUUAUAG
Molecule: messenger RNA, 1089 nt
Organism: Scheffersomyces stipitis CBS 6054
Lineage: Eukaryota; Fungi; Ascomycota; Pichiomycetes; Serinales; Debaryomycetaceae
Gene: CEK1
Product: mitogen-activated serine/threonine-protein kinase
Exons: 1
Coding region: 1-1089 (362 amino acids)
Biological process (GO): intracellular signal transduction; protein phosphorylation
Cellular component (GO): cytoplasm; nucleus
Molecular function (GO): MAP kinase activity; ATP binding
Source: RefSeq, a predicted model, not a curated record